This is a messenger RNA of Monosiga brevicollis MX1, 2421 nucleotides long. RefSeq lists its product as uncharacterized. The coding region runs from base 1 to 2421 and encodes 806 amino acids. The transcript has 14 exons. The record is from RefSeq and is a predicted model, not a curated record. Gene Ontology annotation, biological process: protein localization to plasma membrane. Lineage: Eukaryota; Choanoflagellata; Craspedida; Salpingoecidae.
AUGUCGGCCCUGCCGUCUGAUGGCCCCGCCGCCAGCGGCAGCAGCGCCGCGCCAAUGGGUUCCAAUGUCCAGGCGCUGCCCAUAAGCGUUGGCAUGGGGAGUGCAGCCAUGCCUGGCUCCGGAGCAGCAAACACAACCCUGCAACACACGGAAACCCGAGGCUCAGGCGACGGUGAUGAUGAGACGACCUCCCCCAGCCCUUCCAUGGCUGCCGUCAUGAUCAACUCUUCGUGGGAGCUGGGCCGCCGUCUGGACGCCGCGUGUACUCCACGCAUCUGUCAGCUUAACAUCCGACACAUUCAAAUGCUGGUUCCCGUCGACGUGGAUCAAAUGAAGCAGGAGCUGUUGAAAACAACAGUCGAUUCCGUUAACCUUGCCGUCUCAAUGCAGAACACACGCAAGACAUUGCGAUCACCGAAUAUCCCCCUCAAUGCUGAGCUCAAGGUGGACGCCCCCCUACAGUUGACGUACAACCUUCAGUAUUCCCACAACUGGAAGAUGCCUGACGAAAACAUUCUUAUCAUCAGCCUUGAGCGAAGAAAACGCUACAAACAUCGCCCCAUCAAGGGCUACAAGCUCCUCUGCUCCGCGGCCAUUUCCAUGGACGAGGUGCUGCAAUCAUCGCUGACCGGCACGCUGUCUUUGGUGGACCGACACGGGCAAAUCACCGCGCGUGUCGAGAUUGACUCCAUCAUCACUCAGCCUUUGCAAAUAACGGCCGAUGACGUUGAGGAGGAAUCUGAUGGCUGGUCUGAAGCCGAUGCAUUGAGCGACGUGGACGAUGAUGGCAUGUCUACCCGUGGUGCCAGCCGACGUCGCAAGCCGAAAAAGAUGAAACUUCGCAAGUUGAUGAAGGGCAUAAAAAACAUUCCGCAGAUGGGUCAGUCCCGGCAUCCCCCAAAAGUACCUCUGCUACGUCAAGCGUCUCAAACAGAGGCAUUUCUCACGGCAAGAGCUCUUGGGCUGGCCUCAGGUCGCAAGCGCAAGGAGGAAGAAGAAGCUGAGAUUGACGUUGAGGACCUGGAUGGUAUCAGUUUGUUGGAGGUGUUACGCAUGGGCUCGUCGGCCGUGUCGCAGUAUAGUGACAAUUCAGAUAACGAUGACGACGACCUUGCCGUCCGUCACAACAACAGCAGUGCUGGAAGCCGCUCCAACAAGCUGGCGGUUCGCUUACAAAACAUCUUGCCUGGUGGUCGCAAAAAGGAGCGGGGCACAGCGUCAACAUCUUCGGCCAGCAAUGGCAACGGUGGUGGUACCAACAGCAGCACGAGCCGCAUUCCCAAGAUGCCUUCCUUCUCUGACCUUGGCGUACCUAAUCGGCCCCGCUCGGCUUCUUCGGUUUUGUCGCAGUUGACAGCCAGGCUUGAUGUCGAUCUGCCUUUUGCCAUUUUGGUUGAUCUUGAGCACGAUAAGGCACAAGAGAUUGCGAGCGAAAUCGCCGCUGGCGCGGAGGAGGAUGCGGGCGUUCGGUUGUUGGCGACGCAAGUGCUUCCUUGCGCGGCCGGAGAGCUGCAGGCCCAUGUCCGUGCGCUUGUCCAAUAUGCCGAUUCACGAGCUAGUUUGUUCACCAUUGCGAUCUUGGGAAGCGCCACCUUUCAGUGGCAGCUCUUGCAAGCCUACGUGGAGGCUGCCUUCAGGGGUCGUCAGCGCUACCAUGCCUUCUUACCAUUACCAUUGGAAGCAAAUGAGACACCCUUGAUCCAGUAUCUGGCUCACAUCGACGACCACUAUGCCACCCACUUCAAUACGCCAACAUGGUUUGAUUUGGUUGGCAGCGUGGUAGAGAAUGGAGAGCAGCUGAGCGAGUUGGCCAAGCAUGUGGUGCAUUAUUUGACGCACGCAUCAUUCACACACACCAAUCUGAGCAUUAACGAGCUGCUCAUCACCACGGACGCGUCUCAGGGGUCAGAACAAAAGCUUUACCCCUUUCUACGAAGCGUUGUCGUUGGCUCCACGCACAUCAUGCCCGGCGAGAGUGAAUCGGAUGACAUGGACCUUGUCCUGGACGUCAAGCCCACCUCGACAACUGCAAAAGAUAAGGGACAAACUAUCAAGGGGGCCUUUAAACAGGUGACAAUUACGCGCAAUGCAUCUGAGCAGGCGGGCGCACGCUUUACGAUGCACGCCGUGCAGAAUAAGCACAACUUUCUCAAACUGCGGCGCGACAAGCACGGGCGCGACAACCUGAUUGAACAGGAGCUGGAUGCUCUCAUGUGCCACCCCAAUGACCACAAAGCCAGCUUCACCCUGAACGUUGACGAUGCCGUGGUACGGGAUGUUGUGUUCUUCAACCUCUCCCCUAAUUGGCCUUCCCCUGUGAAGCAGCUUCCGUUGGCGGUCGUUGCCACCGGGGAGGCCUUUGGUUUGGGGGCUUCGGUAGAGGCCACCACUCCCGUCGAGGCCGAGGCAAGCAUUGUCUGA